Molecule: messenger RNA, 351 nt
Organism: Vigna umbellata (rice bean)
Lineage: Eukaryota; Viridiplantae; Streptophyta; Magnoliopsida; Fabales; Fabaceae
Source: RefSeq, a predicted model, not a curated record
AUGAAUGUGGCCUUUGUAUCCAAAAUUGAACCGAAGAAUGUUAAUGAUGCUUUGAAAGAUAAAAUUUGGUUCUUGGCAAUGCAAGAAAAGUUGAACCAAUUCAAAAGGAAAAAUGUGUGGGAGCUCAUUCAAAGGAAAAAUGCUCAACAAGUGAUAGAAACAAAGUGGGUCUUUAGAAACAAAAUGGAUGAUUCUGGAGCUAUCAUCAAGAACAAAGGAAGACUUGUAACAAAAGGAUAUAGCCAAGAAGAAGGCAUCAAUUAUGAUGAGACUUAUGCACCUGUGGCCAGACAUGAAGCAAUAAGAAUCCUACUUGCCGUUGCAUCAAUGCUGAACUUCAAGCUUUAUUAA